AGGGCAAUUUUCCACUUUUCGCUCCUUCUUAAAAGACGAGAGAGCCUUCUGCCCCCUCCCCGCCAAAAAUUUUAGUCUUGCACAUAUAACUGUCAAAAGCAACAUCACCUUCUUGUGUGUCUGUGUGUUUGUUGCAUAAAAGUACUCUUUCUUUUAUUCUCUCUCUCUCUUUAUCCUUUUGAUCGUUUUUCCUUUUCAUCAUGUCUGACGAGGUCUACGAGGGUGCCAUUGGCAUUGACUUGGGUACUACCUACUCUUGCGUUGCCAACUAUGAGGGCUCCAAUGUUGAAAUCAUUGCCAACGAGCAGGGAAGCUUCACCACUCCUUCCUUCGUCUCUUUCACCGACAAGGAGCGUCUUAUCGGUGAGGCUGCCAAGAAUCAGGCUGCCAUGAACCCCCAGAACACCAUUUUUGAUAUCAAGCGUCUCAUUGGUCGACGAUUCGAAGACCCCGUCGUCAAGAAGGAUAUCGAGUCAUGGCCCUUCAAGGUCGUUGACCAGGGCGGUAACCCCGUCGUCGAGGUCGAGUAUUUGAACGAGACCAAGACCUUCUCUCCUCAAGAGAUUUCCUCCAUGGUUCUCACCAAGAUGAAGGAAGUUGCUGAGACCAAGCUCGGCAAGAAGGUCUCCAAGGCUGUCAUCACCGUCCCCGCUUACUUCAACGACAACCAGCGUCAGGCCACCAAGGAUGCCGGUGCCAUUGCUGGUUUGAACGUUCUCCGUAUCAUCAACGAGCCCACUGCUGCCGCUAUUGCCUACGGUUUGGGUUCCGGAAAGUCUGACAAGGAGCGUAAUGUCCUUAUCUACGAUCUCGGUGGUGGUACCUUUGAUGUUUCCCUCUUGAACAUCCAGGGUGGCGUCUUCACUGUCAAGGCUACCGCUGGUGAUACUCACCUUGGUGGUCAGGACUUUGACACCAACUUGUUGGAGCACUUCAAGAAGGAAUUCCAAAGAAAGACGAAGAAAGAUCUCUCUGGUGACCCUCGUGCUCUCCGUCGUCUCCGUACCGCUUGUGAGCGUGCUAAGCGUACUCUCUCCAACGCUACCCAGACCACUGUCGAAAUUGACUCUCUCUUCGAUGGUGAGGACUUCAAUGCUCAGAUCACUCGUGCUCGAUUCGAGGACCUCAACGCCAAGGCUUUCUCUGGCACUCUGGAUCCCGUUCAACAGGUCUUGAAGGACUCUGGCAUUGACAAGAAGGCCGUCGACGAGAUUGUCCUUGUCGGUGGAUCCACCCGUAUUCCCCGUAUCCAGAAGCUUCUUAGUGACUUCUUCGACGGAAAGAAGCUUGAGAAGAGCAUUAACCCCGAUGAGGCCGUUGCCUACGGUGCUGCUGUCCAGGCCGGUAUCCUCAGUGGAAAGGCUACCUCCGAGGAGACCUCUGACCUCCUUCUUCUCGACGUUGUUCCUCUCUCUCUCGGUGUCGCCAUGGAGGGUAACAUCUUCGCUCCCGUUGUUCCUCGCGGUCAAACCGUCCCCACCAUCAAGAAGCGCACUUUCACCACUGUUGUUGACAACCAGCAGACUGUGCAAUUCCCUGUCUACCAGGGUGAGCGUACCAACUGCGAGGACAACACCUCUCUUGGUGAAUUCACUCUUGCUCCUAUCCCUCCCAUGAGGGCUGGUGAGGCUGCUUUGGAGGUCGUCUUCGAGGUCGACGUCAACGGUAUCCUCAAGGUUACUGCUACCGAGAAGUCCUCUGGCCGUUCUGCCAACAUCACCAUCUCCAACGCUGUUGGCAAGCUUUCCAGCACUGAGAUCGAACAGAUGAUUAGCGAUGCCGCCAAGUUCAAGUCCAGCGACGAGGAAUUCAGCAAGAAGUUUGAGGCCCGCCAACAGCUCGAAUCCUACAUCUCCCGUGUUGAGGAAAUCAUCUCCGACCCCACCAUGUCCCUCAAGCUCAAGCGCGGCAACAAGGAGAAGAUUGAGUCUGCUUUGAGCGACGCCAUGGGCCAGCUCGAGAUUGACGACUCCACCCCUGAUGACUUGAAGAAGAAGGAGUUGGCUCUCAAGCGUCUCAUCACCAAGGCUAUGGCCACCCGCUAAAUUCAUCCUUCCUCUCAUACCGAACCUCAUCCCUUUUUCUCUCCCUCCGAGCCUCAAUAACCUACCCACUCACCCUAUUUCACGGCUAAUCGUUUUGAAACACCGUUUUUCCCAUGUCCGAGAGUUUGAGGUCAUUUCUUUGAAACAUUUUGCGGGAAUCCUGAAAAGGAAAAAUUAAAAGUGCGGAAUGAUAAUGAAACUUUUUUCCUAUGUUUAUUUUUCUUUUUCAUCCAAAAGGAUUAAAAUUGAUGACUAUAUCCAACGAUCCGAGAGAGAAAGGAGGGAAAGAAGAGAAAAAAACGUCAUGUACGAGUCAAAAUUAAUGAUUUCUACAUUAUUUUCUCCCUUUGCUUCUUUUUCUUCUUUCUAUGCAACAUAAAACGGGGUUUCUCUACUUCUAGAUUGUUUUGGCGAUGAGGAAUGUUCUCCUUUUUUAUAUCUCGUGUGAUUCGAAUAUCUCCUGUUCUUUUCUUGUUAUGACCUUCGAUAGAAUCAAAUCUUU
Molecule: messenger RNA, 2547 nt
Organism: Talaromyces stipitatus ATCC 10500
Lineage: Eukaryota; Fungi; Ascomycota; Eurotiomycetes; Eurotiales; Trichocomaceae
Product: Hsp70 chaperone (HscA), putative
Exons: 7
Coding region: 201-2045 (614 amino acids)
Biological process (GO): cellular response to unfolded protein; protein refolding; vesicle-mediated transport
Cellular component (GO): nucleus; plasma membrane; cytoplasm
Molecular function (GO): misfolded protein binding; ATP-dependent protein folding chaperone; ATP hydrolysis activity
Source: RefSeq, a predicted model, not a curated record